CUACCCACUUUGGUCACAUGACCUGACAUAUUCACGUUGAGCCUGGGGGUCGUGGCGUGGAACGGCUUUUGGCGUUGUUUACAUCCACUUUGAAGCGCUUAAUGCACCAGCACUGUAUGUUAUUUUGCUGCUAAAAUAGACGUCAUGACUCAGGUAAAGCUGACAACCGGAAGUGCACUUGCGACACUGUGGCUACUUUUCCCCGCUGUCAUCACCUACUCUUCCACGAUUAAACCCCUGUUGUUUGAGGAGCAGUUGCUGUGGGUGAGUGGAAUGGAGGGAGAGGUUGACACCUACAGGAUCCCUCUGAUCACCUUCACCCCCAUGGGGAGCCUGCUGGCUUUUGCUGAGGCCAGGAAGUUCUCAUCUGCUGAUGUGGGAGCAAAGUUCAUCGCAAUGCGCCGAUCAGCUGACAAAGGAUCCACGUGGUCCCCGACCUCCUUCAUUGUCGAUGACGGGCUACAGCAUGACGGCUUGAACCUGGGCUCGGUGGUGGUCGACCAGGAAGUGGGCUCGGUCAUUUUGAUCUACACUCUUUGCUUCCACCAGUACGGCUGUGGGCCUGCUAGCACCAUGAUGGUAGAAAGCAAGGACGACGGCCUCAGCUGGACUUCACCCAAGAACCUUUCGAUACAGCUCGGAGUCAAGAGUUUUUCUCCUGGACCAGGGUCCGGCAUCCAGAAGCAGUACGAACCAAACCAGGGAAGGUUGGUGGUGUGCGGUCAUGGAACACUGGCAGGGGAUGGCGUUUUCUGCAUCCUAAGCGAUGACCACGGACGCACGUGGUUCAACGGUGCAGCACUGAAAAGCAUCCCUUACAACCAGAAGAAGAGACCGCUGGACUUUAUGCCAGAUGAAUGCCAGCCCAUUGAGAUGACCGAUGGCAGCAUUGUCAUCAACAUUCGAAACCAGAACAACUACCACUGCAGGUGUCGUGUGGUGGUGCGAAGCCGGGAUGGCGGGUUGAGCCUGCCAAUAGACGACCUCUACUUUGACUACGAGCUUGUGGAUCCUGCAGUAGCAGCCGGGGCCUGUCGGAAAGAGGGGAUGCUCUUCUUCACCAACCCAUCCAGUGAACAACAUAGAAUUAACCUUACCUUGCGCUGGUCAGUCACUGACGGUAUGUCCUGGGAGAAGAACGCGCUGCAGAUUUGGCACGGGCCAAGUGGUUACUCCUGCAUCACGUCACUGGACAGCGGCUCUGCAGAGGACAGGAAACACAUCUUUGUCAUCUUUGAGAAGGGCCAAAAGAACUACGACGAGACGGUCUCCUUUGCCAAGAUCCACCUGUACGGAGGCCGGGAAAGCCCAUGAAUCAAAGGGUUUGACCACCGGAAGGAGGAAAAAAAAAGGAACUAGGUUGGUUGCAGCCUUGACUUUUUCUCAGGAAGGAACAAAAAAGACUAAAAAAAAAAAAACACAUUAUAUAAAAUGUGAAACUGGGAAGCUGUGCACGGUGAUGGACGCGGAUGAAAUGAUUGUUCUUCUUCUACAAUAAUCACUGCUUCAUUGUUUCCUUUUUAUUGGGAUGUCAUAAAGAAAGUUUUUAUUAAGAUCAAAAAAAUGUGUAAGAUUAUCAAACACAUAUCUACUCAUUAAGGUCCUUUAUGUUGGGAACAUACUGUUUUAUAUAAUAAUAAUAAUGUUUGAGCUUUAGUACAAUUAAGUCGUCAAUUGAAAGCAUUUUUGACCAGCUGAUAAACUUUACUUGACUUGG
This is a messenger RNA of Nerophis lumbriciformis (worm pipefish), 1717 nucleotides long. It is a transcript of the gene neu1, whose product is annotated as neuraminidase 1. NCBI's taxonomy places the organism in Eukaryota, Metazoa, Chordata, Actinopteri, Syngnathiformes, Syngnathidae. Gene Ontology annotation, molecular function: exo-alpha-sialidase activity. Gene Ontology annotation, biological process: ganglioside catabolic process; oligosaccharide catabolic process. Gene Ontology annotation, cellular component: cytoplasm; intracellular membrane-bounded organelle; membrane. The record is from RefSeq and is a predicted model, not a curated record.